Molecule: messenger RNA, 507 nt
Organism: Helobdella robusta
Lineage: Eukaryota; Metazoa; Annelida; Clitellata; Rhynchobdellida; Glossiphoniidae
Exons: 3
Coding region: 1-507 (168 amino acids)
Source: RefSeq, a predicted model, not a curated record
AUGGCGGAAAUGAAGGAGAUGAUAAAAUUGUUUGCUGAAAUGAUGUCGAAGCAACAAGGUAACACGGGGGUUCAUGCAAAAGGGAUGAUGAAAGAUCCAAAAAGGACUUUCAAACCAGGGAAAGAGAGGGAAGAGAACUACAAUAAGGUGAAAUGUUCGAUUUCGAUAGGUCAACCGUGUUAUGUCAAGUACUAUGGCCCAAGAAGAGAUCGCCAAGCCAGAUGGGUUUCUGCGAUAGUUGUUCGAAGAUUAGGUCAAAGACACAUAUUGGUAAAAUCGAUCCCACAUGGUCUUCUAUGGAAACGACACGUAGAGCAAAUCCGUCCUAAAUACGGUGCCAACCAAGAUGGCGACCCAGAGGAAAUCACUAGGACCCAGACCCAAGUUGUUUCAAGGCAUUCAAUCGUCAAACGUACCACGCCUGAAAGUAGUCAAGUGCUUUUCGACCCGAUAUCUCUCCCAAGAAGAUCGGAACGUAUACAUCAUAAGUUUGCCCACAAACUUUAG